UAAAAUCAAUGAUUUCCAAACUAAGUCUGCUUUUUUGAAAAUUAAUUACAAGUAUUUGAUUUUAAUUUAAAACCAGCAUCUAUUCUUAGAUUUUUAAGGACGGCUGGGAAACUUACAAUUUAAAUUUUUUAUCGCGUUAUCACGAAGGCUAGAUAUAAGGACGCUCGCUAUUGGGUUUCCAGCUGUUGUGUCGUACAGAAAAUACCGUAAAGAUUUUAGUUCGCUAUUGGCCACUAGAUUGCAGCUAAAUAGCGGAGGUCCCCUUUGGGCUAGUAUAAUAAUUUAAAGAAUAAUUUAAAGGAUUAUUUUAUGUAAUUUUUAAUUAUUUUAGGAUUAAAUUUGAAUAAAAAUGGUGAAGUGUUGUGCUGUUUUAAAUUGUUUGAGUGGAAAAAAAAGAGCGAAAGAAAAAUAAUGACUCCAAUCUUCGACAGAUUUCUCCAUUUAAAAUUCCACAAGAUGCCGAUAAAUUGUGCAAAUGGAGCUUAGCAUUAUGUCAACAUUUGACACCAGAUUGCGAGUUACAUUUUUCGGACGAUGACAUUAUUAAAAAAGAUAUGCUACCAAUAUUUAAUCAAGAUACUUGUAUUUCGAAUCGAAAGAAAUAUACAAUAAAUCCGAAUGCCAUUCCGAGAGUUGAUAGAAUUCCAAAUGUCGUGGAAGCCGCGAAUUCGCAAAUAGAUCCUGAUAAUGUACUUCUAACGGCUAGACCUCCUGAAGUUGAAACUUCCAAUAGUACUCAGGAUCUUAAUGGAACACAAAACGGGUGAAAAAUUGUUUACUUAAUUCUUAUUAUUUAUUUCAAUAAAUUCCAUUCAACGGUAAUAAUAAGGUUUCUGAUGAAGAUAAAAAUUCUCCUCAAUCAUCACCAAUUCCUAAGAAGAAGUAUAAGCAAUACACAUCAGAUUCGACAGUUCUAAGACUUUCUUCAUGUCUAAUAUUCCAAAUAAUUUCAAAUUCCAUUGAGGACAUUUAAUCGAUGGCAGGCCAAUGGUUUUUUCUCGGAUGAUGAGAAUACAGCUGAAAAUCAACAUGGAGCAUCAUGUAUUCUCGAAGAGAAUUGUGUUACAAAUAAUAAUAGCGCAAUGGAUGAUUCAAAUAUUUUACUAAGCGAUGUAUCAGAUAUUGAUAGUGUUUCAAGUAUGAGUACCAAUGAAGACGAAGAUAAAAAUGAGGAUUUAGAUAAAGAUCAUUGUAGUGAAAGUCGGGAAUCAGAUAGCGACUACAAUGAUGAAGUUAUGAAUAAUAAUGGUGAAUACGAGGAUGAUGAUGAUGAUGUCGAAUUUAAUUAUAAUAUUUUGAACGAAAGAGAAGAAAUAAUAAAUGCCGAUAGAGUUGAAAGAAAUAUGCUGUUGCCUAACAAUACAGUGGCCGUAGAUGAAUUUGUAUUAGAUUUACUAAAUUUACACAUUAAGCAUAGCAUUACUAAAUCUGCAUUAAAAGAUGUAUUAAAAAUUCAGCUCAAACAUUUGCCAGAUGAUAAUGAAAUGCCAAAAUCACUAUUUAAACUCUUUCAAUAUGCAAAAGAUAUUGCUCCUCCUUGUAAAGUUAUUAGAAAUUAUUAUUGUAAAAAAUGUUUAUUCAAAGUUGAGGUUGCAAUUUUAGGCAAAAAGGAAGUAAAAAAAUAUUCUCUGUGCAAGACAGAUCAAUCUUCAGAUAUUGGAUUUUUCCAUGAAUUUGAAGUUUCAGAUCAAAUAAGAUUUCUUUUUGAACAAAAUAAUCUAGCUGACAAAUUGAAACGUACUCGAGCACCUACUGGAAAUAUUUCAGACAUAACUGAUGGGACGGAAUAUAUUCGAGUAAAUACGAGGGAUAAUAAAGGUCCAUAUGAUUUGACACUCAUACUAAACACUGAUGGUUUAUCUCUCGUCAAGAGCGCAAAAAGCCACUGUUGGCCACUUAUGUUUACAAUUGCCGAGUUACCUGAAAAUAUAAGAGACAAAUUCAUAAUCGUAAUAGGAUUGUGGUAUGAUGAUAAAUGUAAACCAUCGAUGAAUCUUUUCCUCAAGCCGAUUUUUGAUAAACUCAAACAAGGCUUUGUUGACGGUAUUGACUGGAUUAAUCCAAGAACUGGACAAGUGACAAAUUCAAAAAUUGUAACUCCGUUAAUUAUAGCGGAUGCACCAGCAAGAGCCCAAAUACAAAAUAUUAUGUCUUUUAAUGGCCGUUACGGAUGCAAUAUUUGCGAAAUUCGGACGGUGAAAAGUAAACGCAUUGCUGGCACGAAAACUUCACGCAUUUUUCCAUACAAAAUUGACUGUAAAUUAAGAAUUGGAAAGAGAAUGGAAGCUCAAGCGAAAAUACUAUUAAAAAAAAAAAUGAUACAACUCAAAUUCGUGGGGUAAAAGGAUAUUCUGCUGUAUCUUGUCUUCCUCUAAUUGAUCUUGGAACAUGCGUUCUACCCGAAUUCAUGCAUUCAGUCUUACUUGGUGUCGUUAAACAAAUAAUUGGUCUUUGGUUUGGAAAAAAAGCGCUUUGGAGUUUAAAAGAUAAAAGUGAUGAAAUUGACGCUUUUAUGCUAAAGAUACGACCACCGCAAUCAUUUUCAAGAUUACCCAGAAAAUUAUCAGAGUAUAAUCUAUUCAAAGCAUCUGAAUUUUACAAUUUUUUGUUAUUUUACUCCAUUCCAUUGCUUAUUUCCUAUUUGCCAGCGGAAUAUUUUCAACAUUGGUUAUUGUUGGUAAAGGCAAUUUUCAAUUUAACUAAGUCUACAAUAACACAAGCUGAUCUCGUAGAAGCGGAUAACUUACUGAAAACGUUUGUAUCAGAAGUUGAAAAGUUGUAUGGUGAUUGACAAU
Molecule: messenger RNA, 2795 nt
Organism: Microplitis demolitor
Lineage: Eukaryota; Metazoa; Arthropoda; Insecta; Hymenoptera; Braconidae
Exons: 5
Coding region: 1083-2342 (419 amino acids)
Source: RefSeq, a predicted model, not a curated record